Hydatigera taeniaeformis is the source of this 276-nucleotide messenger RNA. NCBI's taxonomy places the organism in Eukaryota, Metazoa, Platyhelminthes, Cestoda, Cyclophyllidea, Taeniidae. The record is from the annotation of a GenBank genome assembly.
AUGAGCGUAAGGAGGGAAAUUGGUGACGAGAGUUACUUCUCCAUUAUCUACAGUGUGGUGUCCUCGCAAUUCGAAGGUGCCGCGUCGGAGCGGCAAUUGUUGGAGGAGCAGCAGCGGCAGCAGCAUCUUCUCCACAUCCCACCAACGUGUGAUGGCGCCACAAAUGAUGAUGACGAUGAGGAGGAGGAGAAGCAAGGGAUGGAGGUGCUCACCUUCCCUCUGGGUGGUGGUGGAGUGCGAGACAACGCCGAAGAGGUGGGAUCGGGGAUGGGCUAG